GACUACUAGUGAAUGUGAUCACCUCAAUCUCAAUUCUCAAAUCUUAUUUUUUUGGGUAUUCGUAUUCCUAACUUUAAUCCUUUCCCAAAGCCUUGCUGCCGUCCUCACUCGUACACUUCUUUUCUCUCACCAACAAACACAAACACAAACACCCAAAAAAAAUUUAAAUAAAGUUUAGCCCCACGUACAUCUCCUUAUCUUUUUAAAGCAAUUGUCGAACAAAAAUUGGCCAAAUCAACCAAAUUUCAAAAACCCAAGUUACAAAACUCAACUGAAAUUAACCAAUUAUCCAUUAAUGGAAAAGGAAGCACAAAAACCAAGUUUGAUGAAGAAAUUAUCAGGUAUUUCCAGGUUUAAACGAAUUUGUGUCUUUUGUGGUAGUAGCCCUGGCAAAAAUCCCAGUUACCAGCUUGCUGCUCUUCAACUUGCUAACCAAUUGAUUGAAAGAAAAAUAGAUUUGGUUUAUGGAGGAGGAAGCAUUGGGUUGAUGGGUCUGGUUUCUCAAGCUGUCUAUGAUGGAGGUCGACAUGUCUUAGGAGUGAUACCGAAGACCCUUAUGCCUAAAGAGAUUAUCGGUGAAACAGUUGGCGAAGUGAGACCUGUCUCAAGUAUGCAUCAAAGAAAAGCAGAAAUGGCUCGCCAAGCUGACGCUUUCAUUGCUUUACCAGGAGGUUAUGGCACUUUGGAAGAAUUACUUGAAGUCAUCACUUGGGCUCAACUUGGAAUUCAUGAUAAGCCGGUGGGCUUGUUGAACGUUGAUGGGUAUUACAACUCACUGUUGUCCUUCAUAGACAAGGCUGUUGACGAGGAUUUCGUUACCCCAGCUGCGCGUAACAUUAUUGUGUCUGCUCCAACUGCUCAAGAGCUAAUGUCCAAGCUUGAGGACUACGUUCCACGACACUACGAGACAACACCUAAGCUCAGCUGGGAGAUGGAGCAACAACUAGAAUAUGGCACAGCAAAGACAGAAAUCUCACGUUGAUUUGCAGAUCUCAUUAUAUCGAGUCACGUGUAAUUGUACAAAUGGUUUCAAUUUAUUAGUUAAAACAAAAACAUUUGACAACCAUAGGGUUUUGAGAAAUUCAAACAGACCACACAAGAUCAGGUUUAAUUUAGACUAUUGUAUUACAGAAAUUAUCCGAAUUGCCAUUUUGAGCUUCUAGUUCGUAAUUAUUAGUAGAUUUAGGAGUAUUAUUUUUCAUUUUAAAAUAUGAUCAAGUAGAUCAUAUGUUGUAUUACGUCUUACUUAUAUGGUAUACUGAUUACAAUCUGAAGAGAUAAUUUGGAAUGUUUAGAAAGAAAAGAGAGAAAUUUCUUUGUAAGAAUAUUAUUAUCAAUCUAUUCAAAUGAAUAUUACAACCUA
Messenger RNA from Beta vulgaris subsp. vulgaris (sugar beet), 1363 nucleotides. RefSeq names its product probable cytokinin riboside 5'-monophosphate phosphoribohydrolase LOGL10. Gene Ontology annotation, molecular function: hydrolase activity, hydrolyzing N-glycosyl compounds. The coding region runs from base 296 to 982 and encodes 228 amino acids. Gene Ontology annotation, cellular component: cytosol; nucleus. Gene Ontology annotation, biological process: cytokinin biosynthetic process. The transcript is spliced from 7 exons. Lineage: Eukaryota; Viridiplantae; Streptophyta; Magnoliopsida; Caryophyllales; Amaranthaceae. The record is from RefSeq and is a predicted model, not a curated record.